Molecule: messenger RNA, 766 nt
Organism: Paramecium octaurelia
Lineage: Eukaryota; Ciliophora; Oligohymenophorea; Peniculida; Parameciidae
Source: the annotation of a GenBank genome assembly
AUGGGUAAUUUGUGCAAAAAAGAACAAAAUCCAAAUAGUUCUUAUAGAUCCUCAAUUUACUACGAGCCAAGAAAAGGAAUCUGUAUAAAAGAGAACUUAAUUGAGCGAUAUUUGUUUGAUCGACGUUAAAGUCUUUUGGUACCAAGUCUGAGUAGGUUAAUAAUCAAAGAAGAACUUGGUCAAGAGACUGGGACACCGAAACUUGAUGAAAGUUUACUUAAAGGUAGUCACUUUACAUCUUGUACAUCAAAUUAAAGAGAAAGUUCUAUUACUAAUAACACAAUCUAAUUGUUAAAUGCGAAUUCUUAAGGGAAUCUUCACUCUCAUAGAAUUCGAUAUCCCAAUUCUCGAUUGAAUGAGGUGAUUUGCUGCAAAGAUUGUGGUAAUGAUUAUGACAAUUGGACAGUCGAAAAUGUGGAUGACAAUUUAGUUAAAGUACUCAUUUGGCUUUUAAAAUGAUAGUUAUAUCAUCCUCUCACUAAAUGCUACUUGAAAGCUCAAUAAAAGAGUAGUAAUGGCUAAAUCGAUGUCGGAGGUGGCGAACAAGGUGAUGUUUGGUAAAUUGAAAAACUCAAUGAUAAUAACAUAAGUAACAAAACCCUACAAUUUAUGUUUAGAAUUGCUACACUAAGACACUGGGUAUUAUUUGUAAACUAAUCUCAAUUAAUGCAAACCUGAAGGUUAAUUCAUAGUUUCUUUGUUAAGUAUCGAUUCUGGCAAACCUGAUGAUACUAGUACUCUUUGGAAAGUAAUUGAAAUUCAAUGA